CCCAGCUUUAUAUUAAUCUCCUUAUCAACCUUCCAAAAUUACACAUCUGCCACUGCCACUUCCACUUUCACUACUCUUAUCAUUUCAUCUCCUUCUCCUUCUCUGCUUCGCAAAGCUUUCCUCUCUCUCAGCCAUGGCGUCUUCUCUUCCAACACAUUACGCUCUUCAAUUUCUCAGCUGUUUCUCCUCAGUUUCUCCCAGACUCUGUUACCUCCGACGCCGUGAAUUUUCUAGGCGAUUCCCGGCUUCCGAGAAAGUUGCCGUCUUCACUUUCCGGGAAAAUUUAAGAGGCGAAGAUAAAGUUUACUCCGUCUACUGCCUCUGCAAAGCGAGUGCCGAGGUCGAUAGGAUUUCGAUCGUCGACGAGAGCGAGCGACCGCCGUUCGACAUCAAUCUAGCUGUGGUUCUAGCCGGUUUUGCUUUUGAAGCCUAUACUAGCCCUGCUGAAAAUAUUGGUAGACGAGAAGUUGACGCGGCGGAUUGUAAGACGGUGUAUCUAUCAGAAUCAUUUGUACGCGAGAUAUAUGAUGGACAAGUAUUUGUAAAACUGAAAGAGGGUUUUGAUCUUCCUGCCAUGGAUCCCUGGGGGACAAGUGAUCCAUAUGUGGUUAUGGAACUGGAUGGUCAAGUUGUCAAGAGCAAGAUUAAAUGGGGGACAAAAGAGCCAAAAUGGAAUGAGGACUUCACUUUUAAUAUCGAGCAGCCUCCAAAGAGAAAUCUUCAGGUUGCAGCUUGGGAUGCAAACCUUGUUGCUCCACAUAAACGCAUGGGGAAUACGGGCAUUAAUCUGGAAAGCUUAUGUGAUGGAAAUAUGCAUGAACUAGUGGUGGAUUUGGAAGGGAUGGGCGGUGGUGGAAAGUUAAAGCUGGAGGUCAAGUAUAAAACCUUUGCUCAAAUCGAAGAGGAAAAGGAAUGGUGGAGACUCCCUUUUGUUUCAGAAUUUCUGCGUAAAAAUGGUUUUGACUCUGCUUUGAAAAUGAUUGUUGGCUCUGAGACGGUCCAAGCCCGUCAGUUUGUGAAAUAUGCUUUUGGACAGCUAAAAUCCUUCAAUGAUACUUACCUUACUAAGGAUCGGAUUUCGAACAGCGAUAAAAAUGGCAGAAAUGAGAUUGAUAAAUCUAAUGAAGUUACUGAAGGUACUUCAACUAGUACAACUCACAAUGAUGGGAACAAUUUAAAGGAGCUUCACACAGAUAAUGAUGGAUUGGGAAAUGGGCAUUCUGCUGAAGUUGUACCACAAGUUGGUGAGAAGACAGAAUCAGAUAAAUAUUUCUGGAAGAACUUUGCUAAUGUUAUCAAUCAAAGUGUAGUUCAGAAACUUGGUCUUCCAAUUCCGGAGAAAUUUAAGUGGGAUGGAUUUGACUUAUUGAACAGAAUUGGUUUACAGUCGAAAAGUAUAGCAGAAGCAGGUUACAUUGAAUCCGGGCUUGCUACUUCAGAAGGCAUGGAGGUAGUCCAUGACAAAGCAAGUGGCUCACUUGACAUUAAAACCGUUCGUUCUUCCCUUCCGGAUAUAAAGAAAGCAACAGAGGAUCUCUUGAAGCAAACAGAUUCCGUCUUAGGAGCUUUAAUGGUUUUGACAGCAGCAAUUUCUGAAUCAAACAAGGAAGCAUGCCUUUCGGAAAAGAGUGUUAAACAAGAGGGUGUUUCUAGUGAUGGAGAUGUAACGAAUGAGAAGCUUGCUUCACAAGAUGGGCUAGUGUUGGAUGAAAAGAAAGCUCAGGAGAUGAAAGAACUCUUUUCAACUGCAGAGAGUGCCAUGGAGGCAUGGGCAAUGCUUGCUACUUCUCUUGGACAACAAAGUUUUAUAAAGUCAGAAUUUGAGAAGAUAUGCUUCUUAGAUAAUGAAUCAACGGACACACAGGUGGCAAUCUGGCGAGAUUCUUCAAGGAGAAGAUUGGUUGUUGCGUUUAGAGGAACGGAACAGACAAAAUGGAAGGACUUGAAAACGGAUUUAAUGCUAGUACCAGCUGGGCUCAAUCCUGAAAGGAUUGGAGGAGACUUCAAACAAGAAGUUCAAGUUCACAGUGGUUUCUUAAGUGCAUAUGAUUCGGUCAGAAUAAGAAUCAUCUCUCUUAUCAAGCACGCAAUUGGUUAUAUUGAUGAUCAUGGAGAGUCGCCGCUUAAAUGGCAUGUUUAUGUGACUGGUCAUAGUCUAGGAGGUGCAUUGGCUACCCUUCUAGCACUGGAACUUUCAUCAAGUCAACUGGCAAAACGUGGGGCAAUAUCUGUGACCAUGUACAACUUUGGAUCUCCUAGAGUCGGUAACAAACAGUUCGCAGAAGUUUACAAUCAGAAAGUCAAAGAUAGUUGGAGAGUCGUAAACCACAGGGACAUUAUACCGACAGUCCCACGCUUGAUGGGUUAUUGCCAUGUAGCUCAACCUGUUUAUUUAGCAGCAGGAGAUCUAAAGAUUGCUUUGGAAAAUUUGGAGCUUUUGGGAGAUGGUUAUCAUGGUGACGUGAUUGGGGAAUCCACACCAGACGUACUCGUCAGUGAAUUUAUGAAGGGUGAGAAGGAACUUAUUGAAAAAAUAUUACAAACCGAAAUAAACAUAUUCCGCGCAAUCAGAGAUGGGAGUGCACUUAUGCAACACAUGGAGGAUUUCUAUUACAUCACAUUGCUAGAGAAUGUGAGAUCCAAUUACUUGAAUGCUGCAAGAUCGAACUCCAGUGAUCAAGAUAGCUUAACAGUUGGUCGAGGUUAGCAACUCAUGAACCUAAGAAGCUGAGAUACACAGAUUUAGCUCAUAUGUCUCUUUAAUAUCCCUUUAAUAUGUUUUUUACGCGUCUUAUUGAUUAUGCCACGUCAAUUAAAAUUAUAUCAUGACUUUUUAAUUGACAUAAUAAAAAAUUUUGAUUGACGCGGCAUUUCAUUGACGUGUCAUGAUUUUAUUAGAGGGAGAUAAAGAGGACAAAAAUAAAGAGACACAGAAGUUGGUUCUGAUAUACACAUUCUUGGAGAUAUUCGUAUUAUGAAUGUUGCCCAGCUAUAGGAAUUCUCAUGUUGUGUUGUAUUACAGUCAUAUUUCCUUCCACAUUAUACUGAGAUUAAGGCUUCUUGCUGGAAUGAGAAAGCAAAAAUAGCAGCCAUUUGGAAUUAUGACAUUGGCUUAACU
Messenger RNA from Morus notabilis, 3118 nucleotides. RefSeq lists its product as uncharacterized. NCBI's taxonomy places the organism in Eukaryota, Viridiplantae, Streptophyta, Magnoliopsida, Rosales, Moraceae. The record is from RefSeq and is a predicted model, not a curated record. Bases 134 to 2707 code for a protein of 857 amino acids. Gene Ontology annotation, biological process: lipid metabolic process. The transcript is spliced from 18 exons.